AUGGAGCAUCUGUUCAUGGAAUGGUCGAGCUGCUCGACUUGGCUCGCUUUAGCUUCGAAAGUUGAUGAAACUAUGGGACAAAUUGAUUUCUUUAUGAAUAAUGGUCAAAAGGCAUCGAUUACUCCUAUUGCUCGUAACUUCAAACCAACUUGCUUCAGUUGGAACCCCAUAGAACCGUAUCUUAUUAUCGGCUGGCAGGAUGGAUGUGUGAACUUGACAAACGCCCAAGAAGAAUUCGAACACACUGUGGAAAACGAAAGCUCUUCCUCCAUUUUUCAUGUGGACUGGAGCUAUAAUGGCAAGAGCUUCGUAACUGUUCGUGAGGACGGAAUCGUUUCACUGUAUUCGUUUUUGCCAAGAAAAGACACUAAUGGUGUGGUGAAACUGGGUGAAUACUCUAUAGAAGAAACCCCAAUAGCUUGUUGUAAGAAGUUAUUCUACGAAGUAACAAAUGAGCCGAAAAAAGACGUGGGUUUCGCUAUUGAAGAUGAUAAGAAAGGACAAGGAGUAGAUGAAAAAGAAAAACCGAAAAAGAGUGUGGUAAUGAAGAGAAAAGUUCAUGGAACGAACUUUCUCAUUGUUGGAGACAAUCACAACCUUCAUUCUAUACAUGAAACAGGAGAGAUUAAGAUUGUUCAUACGUUCGACACGACUGUUCAUUUUCUUGGUUUCUAUGAAGAAAAACGAUUAUUAAUAGCUUUGAGUCAAGACGUAAUGUUGCAUCAUAUAACUUGCGAGAAUGAAAAAUUCCAAGAAAAGUUUAAAGUGAAACUGAGUGGGAAAUUCGAUAAUUACAGAUUACUAUUGAAUGAAAAUAUCCUCCUAAUCUCCUAUUAUGAGAAAGAUAUACGAGUCUGGGAUUUGGAGUCGGAAGAGCAUGGAACCAUUGCAUUACAAACGACAAAAGGAUUCUCAUCUUCUGAUGUCUGUAUCUGUCUAGGGUUUUGUUCUAAAAAGGGAGUAAUAUCUGCUGGAACUCUAGAAGGGAAGGUAGCCAACUGGCGAAAGCGUCCGCACGAGAAAUCAAUCGAGAACACUUGGAAAUUACAGAACUCACAUGAAAUGUCCUCACAGAUCAAGAGUCUCCGUUGGUCUCCUUUAAAUGGAUCUUUAGCCGUAAAUACAGGAGCUAACAUCACAAUUCUCAAUGACGAACAACAUAUCAUUUCCUUCCAUAAUAAGGUUGCGGCCAUUCAAUCAUCAGCAUCAACUUUCAUCCUUCUCAACGUAGUAACGUCUGUCACGCAAGAGCUUAAAGUUCCUUUCACUCCUAUCGGAGUUCAUGUGUCUGAAAAGCAAAUGGUUGUCUGGAAUAAAGAAACUAUAAUGGCAUUUGAUGUGCAGACAUCCUUAGCAACUUUACAAUCUGCUUCAUUUGCGUGUGCUUCUUCUGGCGUCAUAGUAUAUCAACAUACCUUGUACUGUAUCGAAGGAGACAAAAUCAAUGCUCGUACAAUUCAGGGUACUGUGAAGCAAAUAUUGUCUUUACCGGAAAUGGAAGGAGAUCCUGCAAUGAUGAACUUGAAUAGAAACUGUUUAACAAUAGGGACUACAAAUGGCUUCAUCCGCAUAUGCAGUUUGACGAAAAAAGAGGCUAGACAGGAAUAUCAUUCUAAGUAUGUAAUUGAAUCACUUCCAAACUUCCACAAGUUCGCCACAAUCAAAAUAAACAAUUUGGGAAACAGAGUAGCUUUUACUUAUUACGAAACUCACUCGAAGCUGAGUAACCAAGUUGUUAUAUGGGAUGCCGAAUCGGAUCAUGUAAUGUACUUCAGCUUCGAUAAAGGAAUGACAGAUCAACAGGAGUAUGAAGCUGAGGCAGAAAUGGCAAACACUUCCUCUGUUCGACCUGUCACAGCAGCCGCCAGAAAAAUGGAAAAAGAGAAAACGAGGUUUCGAAUGAUGCAUCAUCAUCCUGGAGCUCUACAAUGGGAUGAGAACGACUCAAGAUAUUUGGUAGUUGAGGCUAUUCCAUCCACAUACGAAAUCGAAGACUCCUAUAUUCUCUCGAUGUUCAUCACAGCCGAACACGGCUUGCAACUCCACGAUUUACAGAAAAAAUCUCAGAUAUGCGACAAACUGAUUGGAAUUUCAGUUCCUUAUUUAUAUUUCCUCAAAAAGACAGAAUUUGAUGAUGAAGAUCAGAGAGGGGAAAAAACUGUUGCUCGCGUUGUUGUCGCCAAAACCCUCAGAGAAUUUAUAGGAAUAGAGGAUUGUGAUGAAGACACGAGAAAAGGAAUGCUUGAUUUUUCAUUAUUCCUAACGCUCGGUCAUAUGGACGAAGCGUUCAAAGCCAUCAAAUUCAUCAAAAGUGAUUCUGUCUGGGAGCAAAUGGCAUCAAUGAGUGUUAAAACAAGAAGAUUAGAUGUGGCAGCUGUAUGCUUAGGUCAUAUGAAAAACGUUCGUGGCGCGCGAGCACUAAGAGAAGCUCAAAGAAAGGGUGAAAGUGAGGAUAUGCAAUGCGCAGCAAUAGCAAUAGAGUUGGGUAUGUUGGAUGAAGCGGAAGCUCUCUACGCAACCAACGAUCGUUUUGACAUGGUGAAUAAGAUAGAUCAAGCGCAGAAUAGUUGGAAUCAUGCUUUUUCUAUUGCUGAGAAAAAAGAUAGGAUACAUCUCAGGAAUACGCACUACAGUUACGCAAAAUACUUAGAGUCAAUGGGUGCUCAUGAUGGAGCUAUCGAUAAUUAUGAGCAAUCAGAGACACAUCAGUUUGAAGUGACUAGGAUGCUACAAGACAAUCCAAAAGCGUUGGAGACUUACAUAAGAAAAAAAAGAGAUCCGGAGCUAUACAAAUGGUGGGCUCGUUAUCUAGAGAGUAUCGGUGAAAUGGAGGGAGCUAUCAAUUUCUAUACGAUUGCUCAAGAUUCAUAUAACGUUGUUCGAAUAAUGGCUAAUAUGGGUAAAACACAAGAAGCAAGCACUCAAGCUCUGCAAACUUCGAACAAAUCUGCUUGCUACCACAUGGCUAAAACUUAUGAGAGCGCAGAAAACUUUGAGGAUGCUGUUAACUUCUACACAAAGGCUCAUGCAUUCAGUAGCGCCAUUCGACUGGCUAAAGCUCACGGAAUGAAAGAUAAGCUUGCGAAUUUGUGCUUAAUGGCUGGAGGAAGUGAACUAGUGGAAGCUGCUAAGUACUAUGAGGAUUUACCAGGUUAUGCACAUAAAGCAGUUAUGCUCUACCAUAAGGCUGGAAUGAUUGGUCGAGCUCUGGACUUAGCUUUCCGCACUGAGCAAUUCAGUGCAUUGGACCUGGUGGCAAAAGAUUUGGACUCAACAACAGACUCUAGCACUUUGAAGAGGGCAGCGGAGUUCUUCGAAUCAAAUCAAAACUAUGAGAAAGCUGUAGAGUUGCUAUGUUUAGCAAAGGAGUUCAAAUCAGCUUUACAACUAUGUCGACGGAAGAAUGUAUCAGUUACAGAGAAAAUUGGAGAACUGAUGACACCAACCAAAGAAACAACCCCGAAUGUCAACGAAAGAAAAGACAUCCUGAUGGAGAUUGGUGAUGUAUGCUUGCAGCAAGCUUUAUACACAAUCGCUGCUAAAAAAUAUACCCAAGCGGGUGAUAAAACUAAGGCGAUGAAAGCUCUGCUCAAAACAGGAGAUGUACAGAAAAUAAGAUUUUUUGCCAAUACAGCAAGGAGCAAAGAAAUAUAUAUUUUAGCCGCAAACUUUUUGCAAAGUGUUGAUUGGCAAGGUAAUGCGGAGUUAAUGAAAGACAUCGAAACCUUCUACACCAAAUCACAAUCACCCGAACAUUUAGCCAAUUUUUAUGUGUCCUGCGCUCAUAUGGAAAUUGAAAAUUGGAGCCAGUUUGAUCAAGCCGAAGGUGCUCUCAUGCAAGCAGCUCAAGUUCUGGAAAAAGCAGAAAAAUCUGGUAAAACUUCGAACAGUAUGAACUCCUUGCAACAACGAGUUCGCCGCCAUCUGGAUCAAAUACUCAAAUUCAAGCAAAUCAAAGGAGUUUACACGAACGAUCAAACUGAAGGUGUGAGGUUAUUAACGACUUUGGCUGAGGAAGCGACAAUCGAUGAUAUCAUUCGUCCAAACAACAUUUUCACUCUAUUGAUUGACCAUCAUAUAAAACAACAAAGUUGGAGCGCCGCGUACCGAUGUGUCACGCAACUACUGAAGCAACAACCGAAUUAUGAUAUUAUAUCAUACAUUGGUGAAGAUACGAUGAACAAGAUCUGUGAUGAAAUGGGUGUUGCACGGUUAACUUCUAAAGGAAUAGAGGAAGACGAUUCAGAUCAUGAUGAUGAAGUAGACUUUUCUCAUGCCAUGAAACGGCAACAACGGGUAGAUGUGAAUGACUUCUUCUAA
Molecule: messenger RNA, 4320 nt
Organism: Auanema sp. JU1783
Lineage: Eukaryota; Metazoa; Nematoda; Chromadorea; Rhabditida; Rhabditidae
Source: the annotation of a GenBank genome assembly